This is a messenger RNA of Athene cunicularia (burrowing owl), 2040 nucleotides long. RefSeq names its product boule homolog, RNA binding protein (gene BOLL). The record is from RefSeq and is a predicted model, not a curated record. NCBI's taxonomy places the organism in Eukaryota, Metazoa, Chordata, Aves, Strigiformes, Strigidae. The transcript has 14 exons. Bases 1 to 906 code for a protein of 301 amino acids. Gene Ontology annotation, molecular function: protein binding; RNA binding.
AUGGCAGGAAAAGUAGUGUUAAAUAAGCUGUUGGGACUGCAACUACAGAAGCUCUUCAUUCACAGGAGAAAGACCACAAAUCAGACGCAAACAGAAUCUUUAUCUUCAUAUCCCAACACUGUGUCACCGGUGGUAUUAAAUGAUCUGACCAGUGCUCCAAGGCUUGGAACAGUUACUCCAAAUCGUGUCUUUGUAGGAGGAAUUGAUUUAAAGACUAAUGAAAAUGAUCUGAGGAAGUUUUUUGCUCAGUAUGGCAGUGUGAAAGAAGUGAAGAUAGUAAAUGACAGAGCUGGAAUAUCAAAGGGGUAUGGCUUCAUUACUUUUGAAACCCAAGAAGAUGCACAAAAGAUUUUACAAGUGGCUAAAAAACUUAAUUAUAAGGAUAAGAAAUUGAAUAUUGGUCCAGCAAUAAGAAAACAACAAACAAGGAGCUCCUAUUCAGCUGUAAUACCAGAAGCUAGUACAAUGUACUUUACUUCAAGCGGAUAUCCUUAUAUUUACCAUAACGGAGUGGCUUAUUUUCAUACGUCUGAAGUUGCUUCUGUUCUGCAGCCAUGGCCAACUCGUUCUGUUUCCAGUUCAACUGUGAUGGUGGCUCAACCAGUUUAUCAGUCUCCUACAUACCAUUAUCAGGCACCAACACAGUGUCUUCCAAGUCAGUGGCAGUGGUCUGUUCCACAGUCUCCUCCGUCUUCACCUCCAUUCUUGUAUCUGCAACCAUCUGAAGUCGUUUAUCAACCAAUAGGGAUUACCCAGGAAAAUGGAUGUAUACCUCCACCUCUCCUAGCGGAAGCUACAGUUCCUGAGUUGUAUUCUGAUCAUGGACUUCAAGCACCGCAUCACCAGCCUUAUGCUCAGAGUGCCAUAGCAAUGACUGCACCUACACUAUGGAGCAUUCAAUAUUAAGCCAUUUGAGCAGCUCUAGUCUACCUGUACUGAUUUUUCUUGUCCAGUCCUUCCCAUGUGGUAGAGAUCUAGCAGCUGCCUGUUGUGCAACUUGGGGAAUUGAGGUCGCAUUCUGUAAGAAGAAAUUUUUCACGUCAUUCGUCUGUGAAUCAGAAACCUCAAUAUAUAUGAAGUCUCCAUUUUCAUCUUAGAAAAGAUUACAGAAUGGAAGAUAAAAUUCUGAUACCACCUUCUUCUACAUGUUCUGUAAACAGAUCUUUAGCUAUUUACUCUGCUAACCUACCUGUCACAUGAAGGAUAUGUUCUUCCUGACUUCUAACAUUUGCCUGAAAAUGGUUAAGUUAAAAUACCACUCCUUUUUGUAAAGUAAUAAAAUGAAAUGUAGUUUGGACAGGUAAAAACACAUGAAACCAUGAUUUUAUACCUGCAUUUCCUUUCUUAUUAAAAAGACUGUUACAGGAUAAAAUGAUGAUUUCUCAUACACAGCCUACUGUAUAAACUCUGGUUACUAACAUAAAUUGAAAACCAGCAUACUUUUAUUAAAGGAAAAAUUUAUAAUUUCUGGAUUACAUAAACUUAAAAGAUCAAUUAGUUGCAGAGUAAAAUCCAUUUUCCCACAUGCUGACAGCAUUUAAGUGCUGUGGGUUAAAAUCUGGUUAUUUAAAUCUAUGUGCAUUUUGUUUCAAUUCCAAAAGAGUUUACUUUUAGUUUUUUUGCAAUCAGUACUCUCUACUUUUAUAAGGCAUUUUACUUAUGUGUCAUUUUAGUGCUUGAGGAUAAUAACUUUUUAAAAUAAAAUUUGGACCACUAGCUUCAUAAUUAUUUAUGGCUUACAUUUUUCUUGCAUAUAGUAAGCAAUAAAUUUGGGUUUACAGUGUGUUUUUACCUAUAGAAAAAGGCAAGAAUUGACCUUUUAUCAUUACAAGGCCAUUGCAAGCUCCUUCCUUCUUUGACUUUCUCUGUUAUCUGUGCAAAAUUUAGGAACUCCCUGACAGUAUCACCAAUUGAGAUGAAAUACUACUUUCUCCUCAACUGCAGGGAGAUAACUUUUUUUUUUUCUCUCCUUGCUUCUCUCACCACCCUAGGACUCCUUCUAUGUUUUAUAAAAGGUUCCUCAAAGGUUAAAAUACAGCC